CGCCCGCUUUCUCCCUCCCACAGCCCACAGACCCCUCCCCUCCCCUCCCCCAACCCACCGGCGGCGGCGCAGCGCAGCUCGAGGAAGGAAGCGAAGAUGGUGAAGUUCCUGAAGCCCGGCAAGGCGGUGAUCCUGCUGCAGGGCAGGUACGCGGGGAAGAAGGCGGUGAUCGUGCGCGUGUUCGAGGAGGGCACCCGCGACCGCCCCUACGGGCACUGCCUCGUCGCCGGGCUGGCCAAGUACCCGAAGAAGGUGAUCCGCAAGGACUCGGCCAAGAAGACGGCCAAGAAGUCCCGCGUCAAGGUGUUCCUCAAGCUCGUCAACUUCACCCAUCUCAUGCCCACCCGCUAUACCCUCGACGUCGACCUCAAGGAGGUGGCCUCCGGCGCGCCCGACUCCCUCACCUCCAAGGACAAGAAGGUGGGCGCCGCCAAGGCCGCCAAGGCCAAGCUCGAGGAGAGGUUCAAGACCGGCAAGAACAGGUGGUUCUUCACCAAGCUCCGCUUCUAGGCCGGCCGGCCGCGCCAGGGCGGUCUCUGCCGUUAUUACUACCCGAACCCUUUACAUUUUUAGUUGCUUGUUAUCGGUGACUGUUGCUGCGCUUAAGGUGUCCUGUUUUGGUAUUGCCCAUGAAGAAGACUCUGUGUUUAGCUUGGAUCUUAUGAGAUAUGAUGAUGUUUCAUGUGUUAAAUCAUGUGAAGAAUAGAUCUUUGUUGGAAUUU
Messenger RNA from Aegilops tauschii subsp. strangulata, 722 nucleotides. RefSeq names its product large ribosomal subunit protein eL27x. Gene Ontology annotation, cellular component: ribosome. Gene Ontology annotation, biological process: translation. Gene Ontology annotation, molecular function: structural constituent of ribosome. NCBI's taxonomy places the organism in Eukaryota, Viridiplantae, Streptophyta, Magnoliopsida, Poales, Poaceae. The record is from RefSeq and is a predicted model, not a curated record.